AUGAUCCUAACAAAUUUGGUGGUGUUUGCUUUCGUCGCCUGCUCUCUGACUAUUCAUAUCACCAGCCCUUCCCAAAGUACGCAAUGGGAAAUCAAGGAUAAUCAUACAAUAACGUGGGAUUAUGUCCGAACAGACAAACCGUUCGUCGGAGUAUACUUGACCAACUAUGUCAACUUUCCAAUCUUGAACAGGUUGGUUGCUAAGAUUAAUCUCACCGAAAGUAAGGUUACCGUAAAUACCAGCGACUGGCCUACUGGUAAUGGUUUCCGUAUCAAUCUGGGUAAUCCCGAGAGUCCCGAGGAAAUCUAUGCUCAGUCUGACGAAUUCACUCUUUUGCCUUCAAGCGACAAUGCCUCCCCUGCUCUAUCAUUUUCGAGUAAUGUCCCUGCCUCUUCUAAUGUCCCUGCCUCUUCUAAUGCCACCACCUCUCAUAAAACGUCCCAGUCUAAAACUGAUUCUUCCACGUUGAGUUCUUGGUACGCUGGUUCUUCUACAUCCUUUCCUAUCUCUUCCCAGCCAGUUGCUAGCGUUAGUGCCAUUGCAGCCCCAUAUGGAAAUAUAAGCAACUCCUCCAAUGCGGGAAGCAACUUCAGCAAUUACAGCAACUUCAGCAACUUUAACAAUUCUAGCAAAUUCGGAAAUUACAGCAAUUCCACCACUUCUCUUGCCCGGAACAACGCAGUUCAAUCUGGCAGUUCCUCCAUACAUGGCUUGUUCCAAACAAGCCUGUUUGGUUUGAUUGGAGCAGCAACUUUCUUCAUAAUUAACUAG
This is a messenger RNA of Schizosaccharomyces osmophilus, 771 nucleotides long. RefSeq names its product Ser-Thr-rich glycosyl-phosphatidyl-inositol-anchored membrane family. The record is from RefSeq and is a predicted model, not a curated record. NCBI's taxonomy places the organism in Eukaryota, Fungi, Ascomycota, Schizosaccharomycetes, Schizosaccharomycetales, Schizosaccharomycetaceae. The coding region runs from base 1 to 771 and encodes 256 amino acids. The transcript has a single exon.